AUUGGUGAGUUCCCAUCCCAUGACAAAAAAAAAAUGCAAUUAAAGUGUAGUGACCUAAACAACAUUUGAGCCGAAAAGACUAACCCAAAUAUACUACAAACAACAGCUGAGAGAAGCUCAGAAAUUUGAAUAUGAAUUUGAAAGUGUGAAAAUGCAAGGAAGUUCAGAAUCAACAACAAUGGUAAUAGAAACCCUAAAAAGUAAGGGUUGGUAUUUGGAAGAAACCGACGAUUUAAAGGCAAUAAUCGUUAUUCAAACCGCAUUAGCCGAUGACCGUUCCAAGUUGUUAGAGUCUGUUGAAUCCGAACUCCUCAACUCUGAUCUCAGAUCCAUCGGAGCCAAAUCCUUACCCGAACCAUCUCUUCUUCGUAAUAAUCCUUCUUCUUUUCUUCAUGGACCCAAAGUCCUUCAGGUAUCUUCGGUGAGAGACAUAUCUAUGAGCAAAAUGGAUAACAUUUCAAGAAGUUCAAGUGGUCGGAGACUUCUCAGAUUAUGUCUCACCGAUGGUCACUCCGAGAUAACUGCCAUAGAAUAUUCCCACAUUCCAUUUAUACCUGACAUUCUAGUUCCUGGUACUAAGAUUCGUUUGGAAAAUAAAGUUCCUGUACAUAGUGGUAUUGCUUGCUUAAAUCCUAAAGCAUUGACUGUAUUAGGAGGUGUUGUUCAAUCACUAUAUGAAGAAUGGCAAAUGAACCAAAAAUAUGCAGGAUUCUCUCGGUCGUCUUUAAAACAGCUAGAGGAUCGUGAUACAGGUGGUCCUCCUGCAUUUGUGAAGCUGCAGGUUGGACCUUCAUCAGGUUUUGCUGAUAAUAACUCUAGAAGAAGUAAGCCCGUGGUUGGGGCUGGUAGAGCUGAGACAAGGCCAACUGGUAUCCAGCAAGACCGAAAUCUGAAAGAAGAUAUUUCGGACGCAAGUCUAAAAUCAAAAUUGCCACCAGAAAAAGCUGAAGACAAACCUAGUGGUUCAGGGUUAAAGCCAAAAGAAAGAGCUGAAGACAAACCUAGUAGUUCGGGGACUAGGCCAAAAGAAGUUGUGGAAUCUAUUCCGGUGCAAAAUCAAGCAGCUGCCCAAAAAUUACUACAGAAACUAAAUCAACCAAAUCAGCGUGAUCGACAUUCUAGGGGUCGGAGACAUAGGGGCAAGGGUCAAGAAGAUGAUGAAGUUGUAUUUACUCUGGAAGAAUAUGAAAAAAGAAAGGCCCAACAACAUCCUUCUAAUAAAGAUAAUGUUCUAGAUAUUAGCCAUGAUGAGCAUCUUGCAUGGCAGCUUCAGAAUCAAUUUAACCUCGAACAUUCUCAGGUACAAAGCGGUCCUCGUGAAUCUGAAGCAGAUAAUAUUCGAAUGAGCAUGUUCACAUACGAAAAGGAUUCUGAUGACAGCUAUCAAAUGGGAAGAGGAAGAGGAAGAGGAAGAGGAAGAGGAAGAGGAAGAGGAAGAGGAAGGGGUAGAGGAAGAGGGAGGGGAAGACAUGGUUAACAUUAUUGUAUCUUGGAUAUUUCUGAUGCUUCCAUGGACUGGUUAACCAAAUGGUCCAUGAUGGACCACUGAUUUUCAAAUAAAUUUGUUCAAUUUUAACCAUUGGAUUAAACAAGUGUAUAAGAUUAUCAUAGACUUCAAACAUUGUAUAAAAUGUAUUUUCACUUUCUUUCA
This is a messenger RNA of Trifolium pratense (red clover), 1651 nucleotides long. RefSeq names its product tudor domain-containing protein 3. Gene Ontology annotation, cellular component: nucleus. The transcript is spliced from 7 exons. The record is from RefSeq and is a predicted model, not a curated record. Lineage: Eukaryota; Viridiplantae; Streptophyta; Magnoliopsida; Fabales; Fabaceae. The coding region runs from base 152 to 1477 and encodes 441 amino acids.